This is a messenger RNA of Homo sapiens (human), 2151 nucleotides long. RefSeq names its product RBMX like 2 (gene RBMXL2). Bases 124 to 1302 code for a protein of 392 amino acids. Lineage: Eukaryota; Metazoa; Chordata; Mammalia; Primates; Hominidae. Gene Ontology annotation, cellular component: organelle; nucleus. The record is from RefSeq and is marked reviewed. Gene Ontology annotation, molecular function: RNA binding; nucleic acid binding. The transcript has a single exon.
GGACUCGGCGACUAGGCGCCGCCUGACCAGUAGGAGCCGCCCUCGACGAGCGAGCUCGAAGGCUGCGACUGGCGCCGCCUCACCGCCUCCCACCGCCACUGACCGACCGUUCGACCGGCAAACAUGGUUGAAGCGGAUCGCCCGGGGAAGCUGUUCAUUGGGGGCCUCAACCUCGAAACCGACGAGAAAGCCCUCGAAGCCGAGUUUGGCAAGUAUGGCCGCAUCGUCGAGGUGCUCCUGAUGAAAGACCGAGAAACCAACAAGUCGAGGGGCUUCGCGUUCGUCACCUUUGAAAGCCCCGCAGACGCCAAGGCCGCCGCCAGAGACAUGAACGGCAAGUCCCUGGAUGGUAAGGCCAUCAAGGUGGCCCAGGCCACCAAACCGGCGUUCGAGAGCAGCCGGCGGGGCCCGCCGCCUCCCCGCAGCCGCGGUCGCCCGAGGUUCCUGCGCGGAACCCGCGGGGGUGGCGGCGGCCCGCGGCGUUCCCCAUCCCGGGGCGGGCCCGAUGAUGACGGCGGCUACACGGCGGAUUUCGACCUGCGGCCCUCCAGGGCCCCGAUGCCCAUGAAGCGUGGGCCGCCGCCGCGCAGGGUCGGCCCACCCCCCAAGAGGGCCGCGCCGUCGGGCCCGGCUCGCAGCAGCGGCGGUGGAAUGCGCGGGAGGGCCCUGGCCGUGCGGGGGCGAGACGGCUACUCAGGCCCACCGCGCCGGGAGCCGCUGCCCCCGCGCCGCGACCCCUACCUGGGCCCGCGGGAUGAGGGCUACUCGUCCAGAGACGGCUACUCGAGCCGAGACUACCGCGAACCCCGGGGUUUUGCCCCCUCGCCCGGAGAGUACACCCACCGCGAUUACGGCCACUCCAGUGUCCGGGACGACUGUCCCUUGAGAGGCUACAGCGACCGAGACGGCUACGGAGGUCGCGACCGUGACUACGGGGAUCAUCUGAGCAGAGGCUCCCAUCGAGAGCCCUUUGAGAGCUACGGAGAGCUGCGCGGCGCCGCCCCAGGACGGGGGACACCGCCAUCUUACGGAGGAGGAGGCCGCUACGAGGAGUACCGGGGCUACUCACCCGAUGCCUACAGCGGCGGCCGCGACAGUUACAGCAGCAGUUAUGGCCGGAGCGACCGCUACUCGAGGGGCCGACACCGGGUGGGCAGACCAGAUCGUGGGCUCUCUCUGUCCAUGGAAAGGGGCUGCCCUCCCCAGCGUGAUUCUUACAGCCGGUCAGGCUGCAGGGUGCCCAGGGGCGGAGGCCGUCUAGGAGGCCGCUUGGAGAGAGGAGGAGGCCGGAGCAGAUACUAAGCAGGAACAGACUUGGGACCAAAAAUCCCUUUUCAACGAAACUAACAAAAAGAAGAACCUGUUGUAUGGUAACUACCCAAGGACUAGUACAAGGAAGAGUUGUUUUUACCUUUUAAGAAUUUCCUGUUAAGAUCGUCUCCAUUUUUAUGCUUUUGGGAGAAAAAACUUAAAAUUCGUUUAGUUUAGUUUUGGAAUUGUUAACGUUUCUUUCAACAAGCUCCUGUUAAAAGUAUAUGAACCUGAGUACUAGUCUUCUUACAUUUACAAGUAGAAAUUCGAUUAAUGGCUUCUUCCCUUGUAAAUUUUCUUGAUAAAUGAGGCAAACAGUUCUAAGAUCUUUGAUAAACAUCUGCUCACCUAAAAUGGAAAAACGGAUCAUUCUGCUCAUUUAAACCAACUAGAUUUUGGGUGGAGAGUGGGAGGGAUUGGUGUAUGCUACUCUUAAGAUUUCAGGGUAUCUUUCAAACUGAAUCUUUGUUUCCAGUAUUAAAAAGCAAACAACCAGCAACAACAACAACAAAAGUGAUUUAGAUCAAAUGUUUAUGUAAAGAAAAUUAUUUUCACUCAGUAAAUCUGAAAAGUAAAUGGAUAAUGUUGGCCAUGUUUUGCCUUUUUGCUUUUUCUUUGGGAAUCUACAGGAUCACCUGUCCCCUCACUCCCAAAAGUACUAUCUAUGUUUUGAACAACAGUGGAAUACUAUAUCAAAGGUUUGGCCAACCAACCACAAAGCUACAAAACAAGCAAAUCCCAAAUCCUUCAAUUGAUAGCAUUCAUUUUCACUACCAACAAAUUUAUUAAGAAACAAGUAGAAAAUAAAUCAGUGGUCGACUUGGGGACCGUAAUGGCUUC